Molecule: messenger RNA, 2258 nt
Organism: Arachis duranensis
Lineage: Eukaryota; Viridiplantae; Streptophyta; Magnoliopsida; Fabales; Fabaceae
Exons: 3
Coding region: 614-1888 (424 amino acids)
Source: RefSeq, a predicted model, not a curated record
CAAUUCGAUGCCAUCACGCCGGAAAUUCUGCAUCCAUCCGCUCACCGCGUAAUCCUCAUGGCUGACGUCACCAAUACCACCCGGGACACCGUCAUUGCCGCCGCUUCCGUCAUCUUCUCCGCCGAAUCCAGACCACAACCUCCCUCUCUUCCGAUGCACUUUGCAUUGAAGGCGUCAAUCAUUACCUUUUACUGAUGAUUGCUGACGUUUGUUCCUCCCAUAUGCUGUCAAAAAGUCAGUAUACAGAUGUGGGUUUGGCUGUUUGGGAUGCUUAUUGAUCCUUGGUUACUGAUUCAAAGUGCUACAAUAUACUACUAUUCAGUAUCUUUGAUGUUGUAAAUGGGAAUCAUUCUGCUGCUUCCCCUACAACGGGUAUGGUGAUAACAUAAGCCUGAACAAGAGGCACCAUGUAGUUGCAGUAGUAAAUUGUUGAAGGCAACAAGUUAUAGAUUCCUGAAGUAAAAAACGCUGGGGAAGCUGUUGGAGCUCAUAUUGGUGUUUUGGAUCUCAUAAAACCAGCAAGAAAAUUGGCCAUGCUGUCAAUGUUCCUGAACCUGUUGCACCAUCAGGACAAGCUGCUCCUACUGCACCAAAUUCUUCAACUGCCGUAGUAAUGCCAUUUGCUGUGCCUCCCUCUUCUCCUGCAUCUGUUUUCCAAUCCAAUCCUUCAUCUGCUAUUCAGUCACCAGCUGGGCCGCUCUCACUCUCCUCUCUAUCUGCAAAUGCAUUUUCUUCUGGUGGACCUGCAUCUAUCUUUACCAUUGGUCCUUAUGCCUAUGAGACCCAGUUAGUCUCACCACCUGUGUUUUCUAACUUCACAACUGAACCAUCUACUGCUUCUUUUACUCCACCUCCUGAAUCUGUGCAUCAGACAACACCAUCAUCCCCUGAGGUUCCAUUUGCUCAAUUGGUGGCAUCUUCUCUAGACCUGGCUCAUAAAAACAGUGGUAGAAAUCACAAGUUUGCAUUGUUCAACUAUGAUUAUCAUUCUUAUCAGCAAUAUCCUGGAAGCCCAGGUGGUCAACUCAUCUCACCUGGAUCAGUGAUUUCAACUUCUGGCAGCUCUACCCCUUUCCCUGAUAGACACCCAAUUCUCGAGUUCCAUAAAGAGGAAUCAUCAAAGUUCUUGAGUUCUGAACACUUCACAGGUCGUAAAUGGAGUUCGAGACUUGGAUCUGGAUCCUUGACACCAGAUGGUGCCGGGCAGAGUUCAAGACUAGGUUCAGGAUCUGCGACACCAGAUGUUGCAGGGCAUGGUUCAAGACUAGGUUCGGGAUCUUUGACACCAAAUGUUACAGGACAUGGUUCAAGACUAGAUUCACAGCUUGGCUCUGGGUGUUUGACACCUGAUGGGACGGGUUCAAAUUCAAGGUUGAGUUCUGGCUCUCUGACACCUGUUCAGCUAGCUUCACAGCAGAUUUCUGAGGCAUCAUCCCUUGCUAACUCAGGGAAUGGGUGCCAAACUAAUCCAGCAAUUGUUGAUCAUAGAGUUUCAUUUGAAUUUACUGGGGAAGAUGUUGCACGUUGUCUUGCAAAUAAAGCAGGAUCAUUGCUGCGAAACACAUCACAGUCUUCGCCAGGUAUAGUGAGUGAGCACCCUGUUGACAAAGAAAGGAUGCAAAUAGACUCCAAUACUUGUGCUUUAUGUUCAGGGAAACCUUCAGAUGAUCAGACAGUCAAUGCUCCGGGAGAAGGAGAGGAGCGUCGCUGUGAAAAGCAUAACUCCUCUAAUUCUUCCAAAGAGUUCAAUUUUGACAGCAGAAAAGGUGUUACUGAUGUUGUUGCCAGUGGCUCUGAUUGGUGGACUAACAAGAAGGUUGCUGGAAAGGAAGGUAGAUCAAGCAACAGUUGGGCUUUCUUUCCAAUGCUGCAGCCAGAAAACAACUGAAGAAGCUGUUUUGGAAGCAGUUCUCGUGCAUUUGAGGAAAUAGUGCUAAAUGAAUGGUUAUUAUAUUUCUCUACGGAGUUAGAACCAAAAGUAGAAUACUAGGGGAGAAUGAAUAGUUGGUAGGGGGACCAGUAGAAUGGAUUCUAAAUUUGGAUAGACCUUUUACUUUCUUUGCAAGUAUACAGAAAUAGCAAGGUACAGGUAUUCGUAUUAUGGAUUCAAAGAUUAUUGUAUCAUCACAUGUGCAAUAAUGAGCAAACUCUUCUUUUGUAUAUUUUCUUUUUUCUUUCUUCUUUUGCUGGCACUUGUUUCUGGGAAACCUGUAUUUUGGGUUCUUACGUUGUUAUGAAUAAAAAUAAUUGGUAUUUUA